GCGCUUAGGGGACGGAGGGUGGGCAAGAGGUUCCCCGGGGUUCCGGGAAGAGCUGCAAGUGUCCCUUCCCUUCUCGCCCUUUGUCCCCGCGCCACCUCCGAGCAUUCUGUCUGGAGAUCCCAGGGGCAAGGACCAGGGAGGGGGUCAAGGGUGGGGACCCAGGCGGGACCCAGGCGCGCCCAGCUCUGCGCCCCGCCCGCCACGUCUCCUCCGGGCCACGCCACCGAGGCCGCCCCCUCGCGGGCAGCUCGGGCGCCGGGUGUUCGCUCUCGGCAGCAGCGGGCCCGGGUUGCCAUGGUGACCGGCGGCAGCCACAGCAGGGCCGGCCCCAGCGCCAGCGCCGCGGCGGCUCGGCAGGGCGCAGUGUGUGGGUGAGCGCGGCCGGAGCGGGCGCGGCCCGGCCUCAGCAUGGAGGACGGCUUCUCCAGCUAUAGCAGCCUGUACGACACGUCCUCGCUGCUGCAAUUCUGCAACGAUGACAGCGCAUCUGCCGCCAGCAGCAUGGACGUAUCAGACCGCAUCGCCUCUCUGGAGCAGCGAGUCCAGAUGCAGGAGGAUGACAUCCAGCUGCUCAAGUCUGCGCUGGCCGACGUGGUUCGGAGGCUGAACAUCACGGAGGAGCAACAGGCUGUGCUGAACAGGAAAGGACCGACCAAAGCGAGACCACUGGGGCAGACCCUGCCACUGAGAAGCACCGUCAACAAUGGCACCGUGUUACCAAAGAAACCCAGCGCUUCCCUCCCCUCCCCCUCGGGGUCCAGGAAAGAAAUGGCUGUGCCGGUAACCAAAAGCAUCAAUAGGACCAGCUCUUCUGAACGAGUGUCUCCUGGUGGCCGGAGGGAGAGCUCCGGGGACUCCAAAGGAAGCCGGAACCGCACAGGCUCCACCAGCAGCUCCUCCAGUGGUAAGAAGAACGAGAGCAAACCCAAGGAGCCUGCAUUCAGUCCAGCCCUUCAGUCUCCGAAACCCCAAGGGAAGCGCCGGGUGACGCACUGCAAAGAAGAAGGAUAUGUAAAAAUGUUUCUUCGAGGCCGCCCCGUCACCAUGUACAUGCCCAAAGACCAAGUGGAUUCUUACAGUUUGGAAGCAAAAGCAGAAUUGCCGACAAAGCGUCUGAAGCUGGAGUGGGUCUACGGGUACCGGGGUCGGGACUGUCGCAAUAACCUGUACCUGCUGCCGACCGGGGAGACCGUGUACUUCAUCGCAUCGGUCGUGGUGCUUUACAACGUGGAGGAGCAGCUGCAGAGGCACUACGCCGGCCACAGCGAUGACGUCAAGUGCCUAGCGGUCCAUCCUGACAGGAUCACCAUAGCAACAGGACAAGUCGCAGGCACAUCUAAGGAUGGAAAGCAACUGCCGCCCCACGUGCGCAUCUGGGACUCCGUGACGCUGAACACGCUGCACGUCAUCGGAAUAGGCUUUUUCGACCGGGCUGUCACCUGCAUCGCAUUCUCAAAAUCUAACGGAGGAAGCCACCUCUGUGCUGUGGACGACUCCAACGAUCACGUGCUGUCUGUGUGGGACUGGCAGAAAGAAGAGAGACUGGCUGAUGUGAAGUGUUCGAAUGAAGCGGUUUUCGCCGCGGAUUUCCACCCCACAGACACCAAUAUCAUCGUCACCUGCGGGAAGUCACACCUCUACUUUUGGACCCUCGAAGGAAAUUCCCUCAACAAGAAGCAAGGGUUGUUUGAGAAACAAGAGAAGCCAAAGUUUGUCCUUUGCGUGACGUUUUCUGAAAACGGUGACACCAUUACCGGAGACUCAAGCGGCAACAUCUUGGUGUGGGGAAAAGGUACAAAUCGGAUAAGCUACGCAGUCCAAGGGGCCCACGAGGGUGGCAUUUUUGCACUCUGUAUGUUGAGAGAUGGCACGUUGGUGUCAGGAGGAGGGAAGGACCGGAGGCUCAUUUCCUGGAACGGAAACUAUCAAAAACUUCACAAAACAGAGAUUCCUGAGCAGUUUGGCCCAAUACGGACAGUGGCGGAGGGGAAGGGCACUGCCAUCUUAAUAGGUACAACUAGAAACUUCGUCCUGCAGGGCACCUUGUCGGGGGAGUUCGCACCCAUCACUCAGGGUCACACUGAUGAGCUCUGGGGGCUGGCCAUCCAUGCCUCCAAACCUCAGUUCUUGACCUGUGGGCAUGACAGGCAUGCCACUCUCUGGGACGCUGUCAGUCACCGGCCAGUCUGGGACAAAAUCAUAGAGGAUCCAGCUCAGUCCUCCGGUUUUCAUCCUUCAGGAUCUGUGGUUGCCGUGGGGACACUGACUGGGAGGUGGUUUGUGUUUGACACGGAAACAAAGGACUUGGUCACCGUCCACACAGAUGGAAAUGAGCAGCUGUCAGUGAUGCGUUAUUCACCAGAUGGGAACUUCCUAGCGAUAGGCUCCCACGACAACAGCAUCUACAUAUACGGAGUCGGUGACAACGGGAGGAAAUACACUCGAGUUGGCAAGUGCUCCGGUCAUUCCAGCUUCAUCACCCACCUGGACUGGUCCAUGAACUCACAAUUCCUGGUGUCAAACUCCGGGGACUAUGAGAUCCUUUACUGGGUUCCGUCCGCCUGUAAGCAGGUCGUGAGUGUGGAAACCACGAGGGACAUCGAGUGGGCCACCUACACCUGCACCUUGGGGUUCCACGUCUUCGGAGUGUGGCCGGAGGGCUCGGAUGGCACGGACAUCAAUGCCGUCUGCCGCGCCCACGAGAGAAAGCUCCUGUCCACGGGCGAUGACUUUGGGAAGGUGCACCUCUUCGCGUACCCCUGCUCACAAUUCAGGGCUCCAAGCCACAUCUACAGCGGACACAGCAGCCACGUCACCAACGUCGACUUCCUCUGCGAAGACAGCCACCUCAUCUCCACGGGUGGGAAAGACACGAGCAUCAUGCAGUGGCGGGUCAUUUAGUGCCCACCGGAUCCCUGGGAGCAGAUCGUGCCCAAGGAGAAGACGGACUCGCGUUCCGCUUGGUCACUGUGAUUUCUGUCUUGUCUACAAACUGUUAACAAACCUCAGGAAAACUGUCCCACUACCGGUUACCUUAGUUGGGGAGCCAGCGUGAGUCACACCAGAGAAGCAGUCUCAUGUCCGCUUGUGUCAUAGAGUGCAGGAUAGAGUGCAUGUUGGGUAAAGAAAAUUCCCAAGGUUUACAUGGCAGUGGCAUCAACAGAAGGGACUGGUGUGUCCUUUGGUGUGUCCUUAUAGUCACUUUUCUAUGAACUCUUCAAAAAACGGUCACAGAAUGCCUUUUAAAAUAUUGUAUAUAGUCUUCACUGUUUCACUUGCUGUCAGAUAUUUAUGAUCAUGAAGUACGGAACUGGGGUCGUCGCUGACUAACUGGUCCUAAAAGGAUGAGUCACAGAACUGAUUUGCCCAGCUGAAUCAGGAAUGCAAAUACCAGACUCCCCUUGGUCAUGUAACUAGAGAGCUCAUUAACUCCUCCCUUUGGGAGGCUGGUGGGAAAGGGGCUGUGUUCUCCCUGGAUAGGCAGUUUUUACUACAGACCCCCUGGGCUUCGGUGGGGUGGACGGGUGCUUCCCCGCUCUGGUUAGACUGUCCUGCCUGGGGACGCAGCCAGCUUCUUUGGCACCUCCACAAAUUGUACCCCAAGUCUCUGUUCGGGUGCCCUGAUUAAUGGCGAGACAUAUAGCCACCUCCCUCUGUGUGUUAAUGGCAUUGUUGUCCUCGUAUAGAGUUUAGCAGCUUGUGAUAAAAGGCCUGAGGCAGGACCUUGCUGCGUGUGCUCUGGACACUGGACAUUUGUACCCGACAACCAAGUACAUCAAGUCGGAGAGGGACCCUCUUCGGUAUGGCUGCAUCCUGUGGUGUACAGCAUCUCUGAGGCUCUGGGUGCUAAGGCAGCUUCCUUUCCUGACUUGGUGCACGGAGAGCGCACAGCAUAUGGACUGAAACUCUGCUCCAAUGACUAGAACGUAGGUGGUCUGAAAGUGUCAAGAAGGCCUUACCCAUUGUGUGACAGAUUGAAUUGAUUGUUUACAUUGGGGACUGUAUCUCGGAUCUUUAACUAGAAGAAUCACAAACAGACUGAAGGACAAAUGAUGGAUUUUUUUUUAACUCAUUUAAGCAAGUAAGUGAAUUGAGUUAUUUGAACUCUCUAGCACUGGUUGUUUAGAGUGGCUGAUGAAGGACAACAUGAAGACAGUGCCCUCGCCACCACUAGCCUGCUGUGAAAGGGCAGAGCACCAGAAAAUAACAUGACUCAAGAUGAAGCUGUUUGUAUGUAUCCGUAUCAAAUAUAUUGUAUAAUGAAAUAAAACCUGGAAAGUGGA
Messenger RNA from Meriones unguiculatus (Mongolian gerbil), 4283 nucleotides. RefSeq names its product EMAP like 1 (gene Eml1). Lineage: Eukaryota; Metazoa; Chordata; Mammalia; Rodentia; Muridae. Gene Ontology annotation, molecular function: microtubule binding. The coding region runs from base 409 to 2901 and encodes 830 amino acids. The record is from RefSeq and is a predicted model, not a curated record. Gene Ontology annotation, cellular component: mitotic spindle. Gene Ontology annotation, biological process: microtubule cytoskeleton organization. The transcript has 23 exons.